UAUCAUUUUGGGGACAUAUUUUCCAAUUUGUUUAUAUCUUGGAUUGUAGGUUCUUCCUUGUCAGAUCGGGAUUUUGGUUCGUUUUCGUUCUUGGAUCUUGUUGCUUCCCCUUUGGUUACCCUUUAUUGAAAAUCAGGUAAAAGGUGAUCGAGUUGAGUUGGAAGUUAAAAAUUCGAAAUAUAAACACACAUACUAUGAUUUCUUCUCUUGUUCUCGGCUUAGCAAAAUCAGUGUCGUAUCCAUAUCCCAUCAUAUCUUAUCAAUGUGCACAUACAGGUUUCUGUGCUUCGUAGUGUUGAAAUUUAUUAGUUAUUAUUUUGCUAGCGGGCUUUACUUUUCAGUUUGAGUAUUUUUUUUCCCCCUUCAGCUCUGCCUCUGCACGCUGUCUUUAUAAACACAUAAGCUGAAAAUCUUUGGUCUACAGUAGUUCCUGUUGGGCACUUUCUUAUGGAACCUAUUUUUGCAUUCUGUUUUUCGUCGGUGGGAAUGCUGGCGGUGUGAAGAGAACUGAAGAGGAAGGGCGAGCAUAUUGAACAUGACAACUACAAUUGUUCCUACACUUCUUAACCGUAAAAACUAUGACGAUUGGAGUUCUCGGAUUAAGAGCUACUUGUUGGCCGAAGAUCUUUGGGACGUUGUCGAACGCAAGUAUGACAACAACAACAACGAGGCUUUGAGGAAGAAGGAUGCUAAAGCCUUAUAUGCAAUCGAGAAUUCUUGCGGGAAAGAUGCGUAUAAACUUAUCAAGGACGCAGACACGGCCAAUGGCGCAUGGGAUACUUUGCAAGAAACUUUGAGACCAGCAUAUAAUCGAUCAUCAGAUGAACAAGGUAUGAAGACAAUUGUUGAAGCGUAUAUGUCUCUGACUCUGACCCCACUGGUGGUAAUGGAAGAAGGGCGCACUGGAGGGCAUGAUAAUAUCCGUGAAACUUUCGUCAAAUAUGUGGAGUCUAAUGAUUGGGAUAAUGCGAUCGAGUUUCUUAGCCAACAUCGCCAGCUAGGAAGUGAAAGAAUUUUUCAUGACCGUACAGCUCUUCACUGCGCAGUAAAUGGGUUAAGCAAGUGCAGCGUGCGCAAUAUGGAACAGUUGAUGGAGUUAAUGGCAAAGAAAGACUUGGCAAUACAAGAUAUCUUUGGCUGUACAGCUCUUCACGACGCAGUUUGUGAUUCUAGAGAGUUCAGCGUGCGCAUUGUGGAAAAGUUAGUGGACUUAAUGGAAAAGAAAGACCUGGCAAUACAAGACUUCCGUUGCCGUACAGCUCUUCACAACGCACUCUGUGAGCCUAGCAAGUUGAGCGUGCGCAUUGUGAAAAAGUUGGUGGACUUAAUGGAAAAGGAAGACUUGGCAAUACAAGAUGAUCUUGGUCGCACAGCUCUUCAUUAUUUAGUAAGAGAAUAUCCAGAAAGGGUUGAAGUAGCCAAAUGCAUGGUUGAUAAGAACUACAAUUUACCUACCAUUUUUACUACAAGUAUGCCUCCAGUUGUCGUGGCUGAGAUGCAGGAAAAAGGAAAAAGAAUGGCUCGCUAUCUCUAUUCCCUCACUCCACGCCAAACACUAAGAGUUCGCGAUGGAGCUCAACUUAUUUCUAGCGGUUUUCUUCACAAGAGAUUUGAUAUUGUCUGGGAUUUGAUUCAACGUUAUCCACUGUUGACCUUGGCUAAAGACCACAAUGGAGAUUUCCCCUUAGUAACAUUGGUAAAAAACCGUUCAGCAUUCUUAAGUGGAAGCCAACUCACCUUAUGGGAAAAGUUGAUCUAUUAUGGUAUACGCAUAAAACCUCUUCCUCCCAUUAAUGAAAAUGGCCUGAGUGAUCAAAGGCCUCUCUCAAACCAAAAAAAGAAUCAAAGGCAUCUAAUCUCCUCAGGAAUAAUCAAUCGUAUAUAUGAGAUGAAAUUGAUGCAUGAGCGGGUCCAUCAGUUUUUACCUCUCAUAUUUAAAGCCGCAACGGAUGUAGUUCCAUCAGUUUCUACCCCUCACAUUAUUGAAGGCUUGCAUGAAGCAUUGCGUGUUGCAGCAGAAUGUGGGCAUGCAGAGUAUUUUGUUCAUAGGUUUAAUGUCGGAAUGGAUGAGUCCUUUAAAUCAAAUGAUGAUGUUUACUCAAUUUCAUUAAAUGAUCAAGUGAACAGGACAAACCAGAGCAUGUUCCAUAUUGCUGCUGAAUGUCGUCACCACAAACUUUAUAAUCUUAUAUAUGUCAUCCAUGAGUUGAGCCAAGAAAAAAAAGAAGAUAAAGAUGGCCAAAAACGAUUCCGUCAAAUGCAAGGGGCAGUGGGGCGGAAAGAUUACUUUGGCAAUAAUGUGCUACAUACUGUGGCAAGUAUUACCUCAGUUUCACGGAUUGAUCACAUUCGAGGCGCAGCUUUGCAAAUGCAAAGAGAACUACAAUGGUUCAAGGAGGUGGAGAGCGUUACAGAUCCCAAAGAUCGUGAAUGUCUAAAUGAUGAUGGUAUGACACCACAAGAAUUAUUUAAGGAGAAUCAUAAAAAAAUGGGGGAAGAGGCAGAAAAGUCAAUGAAAGAAACAGCAACUUCGUGUACAGUUGUAGGUGCUCUCAUUGUCACCAUCAUGUUUGCUGCAGCAUUCACAGUUCCUGGUGGUAAUGAUGAAAAGACAAGUCUUCCUAAAUUCUUAACUAAAAAAGUAUUCACAGCAUUUAUAGUUUCGGAUGCAAUCUCGCUCUUUUCUUCAACAACUUCGGUUAUCAUGUUUUUAGGCAUUCUCACGUCACGUUAUUCUGAAGAUGAUUUCUUCAAAUCUUUGCCCACGAAAAUGAUAAUAGGCCUUUUCACCCUCUUCUUAUCUAUCACCACCAUGAUGAUUGUCUUUUCUUGUGCCCUUUACAUUAUGCUUGACGGGAAAUCGUCGAUUGUUAUUCCAAUCAUUUUGAUUGCCAGUGUUCCAGUUGCCUCCUUCAUCUCGAUGCAAUUUCCGUUGCUUGUCGACAUAUUUAUUUUUACGUAUGGACCAAGUAUGUUUGGUGAGAACAACAAAACAUGGUUUAAAUUCCUCUGUGAUCUUUAUUAGUUAUUUUUAAGAAGCUUGUAAAGUGAAGCCAAUGUAUGCGCUUUUUAUUUAGCCAAUUAUAUAUGUGCUUUUUCUUUGGUUAAUAAUGUACGUUCUUUGAUCUUAAAACAAAAUUCAGUCUUCAAUUUA
Messenger RNA from Malus domestica (apple), 3154 nucleotides. The record is from RefSeq and is a predicted model, not a curated record. NCBI's taxonomy places the organism in Eukaryota, Viridiplantae, Streptophyta, Magnoliopsida, Rosales, Rosaceae.